AUUUUACGGGGUAUUAGUCUACGUUUUUAGAGUAAUAAUGAUUUUCAUAAUAAGGGUCAGUAAUGAUCUAAAUGACGUAUUUUCCUUUGACAUCACCGUUAAACGAUAGGUAAUACAACGGUAUGUUUUUAUAGAGGCGUACACUCCUAUAGGUAAAUAGCUUCUCUAAUGUUAAUUUCGUUUCUUUCGUCAUCUACUCGGUAGAGCAUCUAUAGUGAGAUGAUGUUCCUACAACUAACACAAUGGUAGCAACGGGAAAUCGGGAUUUUCAAUUACUUUCGGGUAGGGUUCGACGCGGGGUCGGAUAGCGAUGAUGGAUGUGGUCAUAAGGAUUCUCCUAUGUAGGUAGUUCGAGCAAGAACCGGGCAAACCUUGUCACCAAUGGAAACAAGUACCUUACAUUUGCGACGUUAUCUCGUGUGAAUAAACGGUUUCACGAUAGCUAGAGGUACGUGCUCAGGAGAAGAUUAAUAGCCUUCUAUGGACCAUGUAACAUGGGUGUCGCUUGUUUAUACUGCGAGUUGCACAUCUAUUGAUGCACAACUUUACACUUGUUCGAUUAAUUAACAGAAACAUUGUUUACCGAAGAACCACUUCGCUCUAAUAAUCGCCCAUGUGUAUAGUAUCAACUGAACACGGAACUAGGUUUACUUUUUGUACCAAUAAUAAUUAAAUCGACAAUUAGAUGUGAAUAUACUCUACUUUUCGAAAAGUGCGACAGUUCAUUUAAAACAUCCGGACGUACCAAUGAGGUUGGCAUUGACGUUCACUGUCAUUUCUUUUACUGUGCAGUGUACGAUAUCCGAUCAUUUUGUAAAAGACGGUCCCACAAAACAACUUUUAACUGUAAGUGUCGAAGGUUGUGACAUUAUGGAGACGAAUUAAAUCAAAUGGAAAAUUACUACACUGAAUGUAAAAGAUAACAUUAAUGUGUAAAAUAGGCCGAACAAGCGCUACGAGCUCCUCUUUUGGCCUCGCUUGCAUCAAAGCCGUAAUCGUGGCCGAUAUGGAAGUUAGUGGUAUGGAAAGAAUGCUUCAGUUUUGUGAGAAUUGCACAUUGAUCCCAAGUAGUUCGCAUGGGGAAUUUUAUGUCGUGGAACAUCUUAACGAAGCUCAGCUCAGAACACCGUUUUGUUACUGGCAAUGGUUGCAAAUUUUUUUGUUUCCCGCUGUCCUUGGACCAAUACAAUGAGCAACGGGCGCGUAUAAUAGAUAACUGAAGAUGACUCUACUCUGUUUGAGUAUACGUUUUUCAAGUCACAUGGACCCUGGAAUAUACUAGAGUAUCUAUAUAUCAUUCUAACGAACAAACAAAAACUUCUCCAAGCAGAUAACAAAAUAAGCCAAAAUAAGCAGACAACUGACGUCACGAACUCUUUUAUAGUUUUGUUAUACAAUAUCAUCUAAAUAUAUUCAAAAUAUUACGAUUAAACGUGAUGGCAAUGCUAUUUAUGCGGAAUUUCAGCGCCGCAGCAGUCAGUAUUAACACUUAAACCUUGUUAUCAACCAGCAGCUUAUUAAUAUAGUAAUUUGUCUAUCGUUGGUUAAAGGUUAAAAAAGUAACUGCUGACUCAACUACGAUCAGUUGAGGUGUGGCAGACGAAUCCACGUCUGGCCACUGUGUUGGCCUGGGCAUUCUUCGCAUGGACAAUGAUCGGUAAUGGUAUGCGUGCCGAUACAAGGGAUCUUUCAUUGUCGUUUAUGUACAGGAACCAAAAUGUAUAUAAGGACAUCAAAAAAACCUAUCAAAUAUUGACUUUUUAAUCGUUGCCCUUAAUAUGAGUCAAAGGUGAGGCCCUGCCAAGAAUGCUAGACACGUGAAGAGAAUGCAUGUUUCAAGAAGGUGUUUGUGCUAGUGCAACAAUCCUAUACAAUGCAAUUUUCAGUGUUUAACGAUCAUAAAUGGAUAGUACAAGUAUAAUCAAAUAUGCCGCCUUCUUAACGAUAAAGCUGAAGUUGAAAAAACUAAGGUCUAUGGUGAUCAAUACAUCACAUCCGUCGCUGGCGCUAUUGAAGUGAGAUAAAAACGAAGAUGCUGACACCUGAAUUAAAACAGACAUAAUAAAAUUCAUAAUAAAUAUACAGGUAAUUAAGAAUAAACUAAAGCUAGUACAUGCGUUAUGCACGAAACAAAGGUUUUGUGCGUGUUUUAUUUAACUUGAGGUCAAUUUUAUUAGAGGGCUUUUUGGACGCUUAUGGUGCGGAUUAUUGAACUAGCUGUAUGCGAGCCAUGGGCAGUAUUAAGGACGAUCUGUUCGUACCACUAUCAAGAAGUAUGUAAGGAUCGCAAAUUCAGUAGAAUAAAUAAAGUAAUUUAGCAAAGCUAGAUAAUUAUUUUCUGAUUAAAGAGAAAAUGCUCUAGGUACGGCUAUCAGGUUGGGUCGAAAGCUACAGAAUUAUAGAAAGUCUCGACACAAAUGUUCAAACGAUAAUUUUACGUUCGUCUUUAUACGGGCUCAAAGUGAUUUAAUAUUUCAAUUCUACAAAUGAUCUAUAUUAUGAAUCACAAAUUGCUCAACUCUGCUCUGUUGGGUCUGGUUUAAAAUCGGAGCCUGCGGUACAUAAAGUGAUUUAAAAAUUUAUGUGAAAUUUGGAAACAACAGAUACUGACAGUUACUACUGUUCAGUUUCCGUGUAGAUGUAAAUUGGAUAAUUAUGAAUGGCUGACGAAGGCAGCUGAUUGCCGUGCUUUUUUUGAUUAAGGUUUGUUGAGUUGAAGAGCAUAGGUCACGAAAUUCUUCAAAACGGAAAUGCAAGGGAUACAUUAAAAAUUGACUUUGCCUUUUGCUUGUGGAGCUAAAUAAAGAGUGCCUUGAACCCGAGCUGCUUAACUCUCACCGUUAACCGUCACCGGAAGUGAAUUCGUGUGAAAGUUACCCGCUGAUAGUCGCUAGGUGGUUAACCCCGCAAGACAUCUGGGUCUAUGUAGGUAGACAGACAGUAUUGAAAAUGCAGAGCGUUUACUACUAUGGCAUCAUUACAGUUUUUUGCACGCCGUUUACUUUUCAGUACUAUAUAUACAAUAUUAAAGGUGGGGCUUCUUAUUAGUGCUUUCAUCAUGAUCUUUUCUUAUCAUCACGGUCAUUCAGCAUAUCAGUUUCAUUUCUCUAUUCGCGCGAUAAAUCCGGCAAAUCAGCACUGAUGCAUUUAUGAGGAUAAAAUUCAAAAGUGUAGCACGGUAAAGGAUAUUUAUUGCGACCAUUUAAUGGAGAAUGUUUAUGCUAAACGCCAAUCACUUUUUUUACAAAAUGAUCGUUGUAUUCUACUGUCAACGGGAAAUAACCAAGACUGUCGGGUCAGUGUCGAUUUUUAUGCGUGGGUUCCCGGGGAUGCGCGGAAAACCCUCGGCAUACAAUUCAAUGCUUGCCAUUUGAGAAGGGGAUUCACAUCAACCCUUGCCGCGUCCAGGGCUUGAACUCGCGGCCCAUCUUCUUCUUAUAUAUGAUUUUAAUACCGUCUUAGACUACUCGAGCUAACGUAACGCACGAGAAAACACUAUUGUGUCAGUAGAGGAGCAAUACAUAGUACAUGGCUGAAGCACAGACCCACUGACCAUGAUUCAACAAUUGCUACGACCAGGAUCGUCCAUGGAAAACCGUCCUGUCGUUUUUUUUGUAGUCUAUAUACUCACAUUGAUGAUAUGCUCGACAAAAGCUUGCGUCCACAAGGGAACCGAGUGCAUCGAUUAUAAAGUACUUCGCAACGGCACGGGUUUCGAGGAACGAUUGUACCCUGCGAGUAAAUGGAUAACAGCUCGAACCAGAGCGUCGAGCCUGUACGAGGCUAGCCGAAAGUCGUUCAUGAAGCUUGUUUACUACAUUCAGGCUUUCAACAAAGAAAAUGUUACAGUUGAGCUCACUACUCCUCAUCGAACGAAGAUCUAUUGGGGAGCGAGCGGUCGGACCAACGCGGAGUAUUCACUCUCCUUUCCUUUGCCUAUGAGUCUUUAUAAAAAACCACCGACGCCCAAGGAUGCAGAUGUUAGCAUCGAUGAGGAGUCUGAGCGGAGAUACCUUAUCAAGCGCUUUGGUGGACGUCCAAGUGAACAGGAGUGGAUUGAGAUUGGGCGAACGUUUUAUCUCGGAGUUGGGCGACGAGAUCCACGAGUUGAGAGGAAUUACUUCUAUACCGCUCGUUACGAUAUGAUCUACUUUAUUAAUGAACGAAAGAACGAAAUAUGGUUACCGCUUAGAGACGAUAUUGGCUUCUAAAAAAGAUCAAAUUAUAUAGAACAUUUUCGUAUCUCCAAUACCGUGUGCGACUCGGUUGUUUCGUCACUGCUUAUUAGAUAAGCAAAAAGGCAAUAUAGCAGAAUUAUUUUUUUAAAACAUCCUUUCCAUGUGAAAAACGUUUGUGUUUUUCUGAGCUGCUGAAUAAUACACAUUAUUAAAGGUACAAAAAAAAAGUAAAGAAAAAUAACACAAAACCUAACAAAAGCUCUGACUUUCUGGAAGCCAACCCAAACUCAAGUGACCGAGAGAAUAAUAGAGCGUAUAAUAACGCACACUAAGAGAAUCAUGAAAGGUUUUUGAAAAUGCAAUAUAAUUAACAUUUACCAUAGACUUAAUUUGGUGCACACUAUUACAGUGGGAAGUAUGAGAUUAAAGCUUUCUAAAUGUUGAGCAGAUUUACUAGUUGUGGGGUGGUGACACGCAAUGUAGAUAUAAUAGUUUUCCUGAGAAAUUUCGGCUGGUCCCGAUAAUUGCAGGUGA
Messenger RNA from Varroa destructor (honeybee mite), 4712 nucleotides. Its product is annotated as heme-binding protein 2-like. Lineage: Eukaryota; Metazoa; Arthropoda; Arachnida; Mesostigmata; Varroidae. The record is from RefSeq and is a predicted model, not a curated record.